Messenger RNA from Penicillium expansum, 1830 nucleotides. Its product is annotated as fungal specific transcription factor domain-containing protein. The transcript has 3 exons. Gene Ontology annotation, molecular function: zinc ion binding; DNA binding. The record is from RefSeq and is a predicted model, not a curated record. The coding region runs from base 1 to 1830 and encodes 609 amino acids. Lineage: Eukaryota; Fungi; Ascomycota; Eurotiomycetes; Eurotiales; Aspergillaceae. Gene Ontology annotation, biological process: DNA-templated transcription.
AUGGCGACCGAUCGUCUCUGCAACUCAUUGCAAGGCGCUAUGACGUGGAACGUGGAACGAUCAUGUCUCCGCUGCCAUGAGCGUAAGUUACAUGAUACAAAUACUGAUAUGUCGGCUCCAACCGGCGAUCGUACCGCGCUCACGGAAGGCCUUUUGGUGAAAGAAGGCACAUCUACUCGAUAUGUUAACGAGUUGCUCUUCUCGCGCGUCUUAGAGAAGGUCAGUGAACCACAAGAUUUAUUCAUCAGCAGAAACUUGGACUUACCAGUGUACGAACAGGAGAGCGAGCUUCAAUACGCCAUUAAUACUCCGGCAAGCACUAACAACAGCGAGGCGAGCCCAAUGAUUAGCUUUGAUGGCCUCAUCUCUAACCCCCAAUUGACUGUCGACGCCUUAUCUCUCUUCCCAUCUCGAGGGCAAUCCACGCACCUCUGGCAAGUCUACUUUAACAAUGUGGACGUUCUUCUUAAAGUACUUCACAUCCCGACCACGCAACCCGCUGUAUUUGCCGCCAUUAACAACCCAAAGACUGCUUCCCAAGACCUCAACGCUCUUCUGUUCUCCAUUUACUUUGCGGCAGUCACAAGCCUGCACCAGGUAGACACCCUUAUCAUAUUUGGUGAGGACCGGCAGUCCGUUCUUAAAAGAUUUCAGCGAGGUUUAGAGGUCUCCUUGCAUUCGGCUGCAUUCCUAGACUCGCCCACCAUUGUCUCACUGCAAGCAAUGUCAAUUUACUUGCUUUGCCAUCGGAAUCACAACUGUGGUAUAUCUGGAUGGACAUUGAACGGCAUCCUUCUCCGAACGGCACAAUGGAUGGGCCUGCACCGUGAUGGAGAACGUUUUAAUCUCUCACCACUGGAGUGCGAGAUCCGUCGCCGCCUAUGGUAUCAGAUUAUUGGAUGUGACGCGCGUGUUGGUGAAGACCAUGCUCUCUCAACUAAUGGGUUUAGUGGCUUUUCCAAUACAAAGCUUCCCCUCAACAUAGACGACCGAGAUAUUUCCUCCAGCAUGGAAGUGGCCCCGACUUCAAAGCCGCAUUGGACAGAGAUGACGCUGUUCCUGGUAGCUGCCGAGAUGAACCAAGCACUUCAACAAGUGUCUCGACUUUCCGUGGCUGUGCUCAACGGGGAUGACAAAAUGACUACCUUAGAGCAGCUUUUACAAAGCACCACGUCACGCAUAAAAGAUCGCUACUUGCAGCAUUGCGAUCCUAAUAUUCCUAUUCAAAAAUCAGCGCUAUUGUUGGGCCAGGUGCUUAUGGGAAAGCUCAGCGUCUUCAUUCGCCAGCAAUACCUUCGAGGACUCAGUGCGGAGGAAUCAGCCUCACGAGCCACCGAACAGACGCUUUUGCUGGCUUGCGAUACCAUUGAGGUUGACAACGAGCUAAAAACAGGUGAACUUCUCAGUAACUUCCAUUGGCUCUUCUCGACGUUUACUCAAUACCAUCUCUUGACAUAUACACUGUGGCAUCUUCGUGUUCGGCCUGGAGUCCACUGCGCCGAUCGAGCGUGGCAGGUGGUCGAUAAGUCGUUCAAUUUGGUUGAAGACCCCAGCUGGCCGAGUCCUGGUCUGAAAUGGAACGUAUUACGAAAGCUUCGGGAAAAAGCAAUCAAUAUACGAAUUUCCUUUUCUUCGAGUCCAUUUAUGUCCGCGCGCACCUCAAACAAUUUAACAGUUCCUGAGAUCACAGGACCCCCAGAAGAUGAUAUUCGGGGAGAUGCGAUCCCUAGCAGCAUUCUGGGGUUUGAAGAUGCUAUGGGUUGGAAUUUAGAUUCGAUCUGCUUCCCAGAUUGGAAUCCGUCCGGCUUAUGGCUUGCGGGCCAAGGAUAG